Ochotona curzoniae (black-lipped pika) is the source of this 1104-nucleotide messenger RNA. It is a transcript of the gene FBLIM1, whose product is annotated as filamin binding LIM protein 1. The transcript is spliced from 7 exons. Gene Ontology annotation, cellular component: stress fiber; focal adhesion. NCBI's taxonomy places the organism in Eukaryota, Metazoa, Chordata, Mammalia, Lagomorpha, Ochotonidae. Gene Ontology annotation, molecular function: filamin binding. The coding region runs from base 1 to 1104 and encodes 367 amino acids. The record is from RefSeq and is a predicted model, not a curated record. Gene Ontology annotation, biological process: cell-cell adhesion.
AUGGCCUCCAAGCCCGAGAAGAGAGUGGCCUCCUCCAUCUUCAUCACUCUGGUACCCCCGCGCCGCCAUGCCGCAGUGGCUGAGGAAGUGAGGCCAGUGGCGUGCGAGGCCCGGCAGGGCCGCUCUUGGGAGCCCCCUGUGAAGGCCUCCGGGGCGGGCCCGAGUGGGAGGCCCGGCCCUGUCAGCCCUCCUCAGCUGGCCAACGGAGGGUGCCCUCCGCCUCCUCCGGCCCUGGACGGUGAGGACACUGUGGCCGACCUGGACCUCCCCCUGCCACCGCCGCCACCCCCUCCUGCGUACCUGCCUCCUCCUGAGGAGGAGUCCCCCGCCCCAAUGGGGGCAUCCCUCAUUUCAGACUUAGAACAGCUGCACCUGCCCCCACCCCCACCACAGGUACCUCCCUGCAUCCCCUGGGCUGGGGCUGUGGUGGAGGGAUUCCCGGGUCAGCUCAGGCCCUCAGAAGAGGAGCUGCCCCCUCCUCCGGAAGAGCCGACUAGCCUCCCUGAGAGAGAGGCGUCCACAGACAUCUGUGCUUUCUGCCACAAGACCGUGUCUCCCCGGGAGCUGGCCGUGGAGGCCAUGAAAAGACAGUACCAUGCCCAGUGCUUUACGUGCCGCACCUGCCGCCGCCAGCUGGCCGGCCAGAGCUUCUACCAGAAGGAUGGCCGGCCCCUCUGUGAGGCCUGCUACCAGGACACCCUGGAGAAGUGCGGCAAGUGUGGCGAGGUGGUCCGGGACCACAUCAUCAGGGCACUGGGCCAGGCCUUCCACCCGCCGUGCUUCACCUGUGUGGCCUGCGCCAGGUGCAUCGGGGACGAGAGCUUUGCCCUGGAUGGCCAGAAUGAGGUGUACUGCCUGGAUGACUUCUACAGGAAAUUCGCCCCCAUGUGCAGCAUCUGUGAGAGUCCCAUCAUCCCUCGGGAUGGGAAGGACGCCUUCAAAAUCGAGUGCAUGGGAAGGAACUUCCAUGAAAACUGCUACCGCUGCGAGGACUGCAGUGUCCUCCUGUCUGUGGAACCCACGGACCAAGGCUGCUACCCCCUCAACGACCACCUCUUCUGCAAACCGUGCCACGUGAAACGCAGCGCCGCUAGCUGCUGCUGA